Messenger RNA from Mesocestoides corti, 3495 nucleotides. The record is from the annotation of a GenBank genome assembly. NCBI's taxonomy places the organism in Eukaryota, Metazoa, Platyhelminthes, Cestoda, Cyclophyllidea, Mesocestoididae.
AUGUUGGCGGAAACAAACGGGUUUCAAUCGACGGGCUGGCAGUCCUCGUAUGCUGACUUCGAGGUUGCUCUCGACCCUGCCUCCAGCAUGAUUUUUUGUCCUGACUCUCAAAAAAACGAUGACCUGAAGAAAAUGCUUGAUAGUAAUAAAGAUGGUCUGAAGCUGGCUGCAAUGCGACGCAUUAUAGCUAUGGUUGCAAGGGGUAAGGAUUGUUCCGAUCUCUUUGCAGCCGUUGUCAAGAAUGUGGUUUCCAAAGAUCCAGAGGUGAAAAAACUGGUUUACGUUUACCUGACUCGUUAUGCUGAGGAGCAGCAAGAUCUAGCUCUCUUAUCCAUUUCUACCUUCCAACGCUCUCUCAAGGACUCGAACCAGCUGAUUCGCGCAUCCGCCUUAAGGGUGUUGUCGUCGAUCCGCAUCCCCGUUAUUGUGCCAAUACUCAUUUUGGCGGUACGCGAGGGGGCUGUCGACUUAUCUCCUUACGUGCGCAAAACAGUUGCUCACGCUAUUCCAAAGCUUUAUAGUCUUGAACCAGAGGAAAAGGACACGUUGAUUGACGUAAUCAACAAGUUGUUGGAAGAUAAGUCAACUGUAGUGGCUGGCAGUGCGGUCCAAGCCUUUGAAGAAGUCUGCCCAGACCGCAUUGAUCUUAUUCACAAACAUUUCCGCAAGCUUUGCAACCUCCUAAUGGACGUCGAUGAGUGGGGACAAAUAGCCAUAAUCAACAUGCUCACUCGAUACGCUCGUACUCAAUUUCCUGAUCCAAAGUCCACGUUGACCGGUGUUGCUGCUGGGACCCCGGGCAGCCGUGACCCUAAUCUAUCAGGUGCUUAUAAUGCCAGUAACACAUUGGCGACAGGCCAAGAGGAAUUGGGCAAUGCAACGGGCGAACAGCCAAAACAGCAGCUAGGAGGCACGCUUGAUUCGGCUUUAGUGGAUAUGCUUAAUGCUGAUUACCGUCUCCUACUCACUGCUUGCCGUCUUCUUCUGCUCAGCCACAACGCGGCGGUCGUUAUUGCUGUGUCAAAACUCUUUUAUCACUGCGCGCCGAAGGAGGAACUGCCGUCCGUGGUGAAGGCUCUUAUUCGCAUUCUGCGUUCCACUCCAGAAAUCGAACACAUCGUCCUCUCAAACAUCGCCUCAAUGAGCCUGCUUUGCCCAAACCUCUUCGAACCCUAUAUCCGCAUGUUCUUUGUCUUUGGAAGUGAUCCGACGACGUUAAAACUCUUGAAACUGGAAAUUCUGACAAACCUAGUCAACGAAUCUACGAGUUCAAUAAUUCUUCGUGAAUUUCAGGCAUAUGUAGAUAGCUCAGACCAGGAGUUUAUUCUUGAGACAAUAAGGUGCAUAGGUCAGUGUGCCAGCAAAGUUCCCCAGAUCGCUGAAACCUGUCUAACUGGACUGCUGCGCCUGAUGUCUCGCAAGGACGAGAGCAUCGUCGCAGAAAGCGUGGUCGUUAUCCGGAAGCUGUUGCAAAUGCAAACCACUGAUCACAAGGACAUCAUUAUCCACAUUGCUCAAAUGGUCGACGAGAUCAACAUUCCCUCGGCGAGAGCGUCUAUCCUGUGGCUGUUGGGGGAGUACUGUCAUCGUGUGCCCAAAACAGCCCCUGAUGUACUCCGGAAAAUGGUUAAGGUGUUCCCCAAGGAGCACGUCUCCGUCAAAUUGCAGAUCCUCAAUCUUGCCGCUAAACUCUGUAUUGUAAACCCGAAGCAGACUCACCUUCUGGCGCAGUACGUCUUCACACUGGCAAAGUACGACCAAAACUACGACAUUCGUGACCGCUCCCGGUUUUUCAGGGCUCUAAUUUACCCAAAGGUCGAAUUUACCAAAUCGGAUUUGUCCUCUUACUUGGCACGAAAUGUGAAAAAGAUUAUCCUUUCCAUUAAACCUGCACCUGCCCUUCAUUCUAAUGUCACUGAUCGCCCCUUUUUUCAACUUGGUUCCAUGUCGCAGAUUCUCGGCCGUCGUCUACCUGGCUACAAAGAUCUGCCCGACUGGCCUCUCGUUCCCCCGGAUCCGACAACACGGCUAGUCAGCCCGCCACUGCAGUCCGCGGCGUCUGUUUCUGACCACUCCGGACAGAGUCUGAGCAUUAGCCAGCAGGAGACAGAGGACGAGUCUAGUGAGUCGGAGGAGGAGGAGGAGGACACAGAAAGUGAAGAGGACUCGAGUGCGGAGGAUGAGGAAGAAGGUGAAGAAGAAGACGAAGAAGAGGAAGAAGAUGAAGAAGAAGAAGAAGAAGAAGAAGAAGAAGAAGCGAACGAGGAAAUUAAAAACGGCACCGAUGAAAGUCUCUCCUCGGAACCCGAUGAUGCUUUUGGUCUCGCCUACCCUAAGGCGGGAAAGACUGAAAAUCGAAGAAUUGACCAUUCAACGGCAUCGGAGACCUCUUUGUUGACAGAAGAUGAGGAUGAGGAUGAGAUUCCAGAAAAACAAGAGGAGGGCGAAAAACCAAUGGAACAGUCCAAACUACCAUCUGUGGACUUGCUUUUAUUGGAAUUUGAUGCUCCUGCUGUGCCGGCAACUGGGCUUACAACUCUGCCUUCAUCCGACAGCGCGUCUAAUCUUGGCAACAUCCUUGUCCCGACCAUUUUGACGCCUGUUCAAACCGUUCCCACUGCCGAAGCCCUUCCUCCAGGUGAAGUAAAAAUUGACUUACCAAUUUCGCCCUGCGACAUGCCUCUCCAGUGGUUCUCGGUCACCCCGCCCUACUCGGAGCCCCUAGCAGUCGAAGCGCGAUUCACUCGCGUCGCAUCCGUGUUCAAUCCCACCCAAGUCAAUCUUGAAUUGCGUUUGACCAACAAGUGUCUGCAACAAACAACCCUUUAUAAAAUCCACUCCGAGCCGUCCCUCCCCAAUACUUCUCUGGGUAAAACCACCUGCUGCACUCAACUCUUCGACGACAUCGAUCUCUUGGAAGCCGGAUCGAGUGCCAACGUUUUCAUCGGCGUCGACUUUUGCGAUUCUACGAAGCCUUUUAAGCUGGAAAUAAAGUAUCAGUUCAGCCCACCGGACGCUGAGGCGAACGGUGGAGUCAAGCAGUGUGAAAGCACAGUUGUCUCCAUCAAGCCUUUCGUUGGGGAACUCUUUCGGCCCAUUGAUAUGCAUGCGCGUGAUUUCAUUACGAAAAUAGCCUCCCUUCGUGGCAUACACGAAACCAAAGUUGUCCUUCCUUCAACUCCCUGCCUCACCGAAGCCUGUCGGAUCGAUGUUGUUAGACGCGUACUUCGAAAGGUCAAUCUGGGCUUGGUUGGAGUAUUCCAAACGGCCGCACCAGAUCCUUGCGAUGAUUUGUCGUCAACUACCGCGGACACCACGUGCAUCUUUCGAUUCGCGGGAUGCACAGCGGCUUGCGGGCAGGAGUGCCUUGCGGAAGUCAGACUGCCCCAGGCGCAGUCGUCUAAACCCGGCACGUUGAGCAUCCACACCGAAGCCAUCUCGUUGGGGCCUCAACUGGCCAAGGAGUUGGCCGAUUGUUUCUCUGACAUUCUGUGA